GCAUUUGUAACGGCUAGUUUUACUUGAUUUCUGCUUGCUAUACAUUGUUUCACACACAUUUUAAUUUCUCAUUAAUAAUAUUUCUAAAUCUGAAUAUUACACACAUCUUUCAACUGUUCUUGUUUUUUCAAUCAGACCCAGUAAACAAGCUAGGGUUUUAUUACAGCACGCUUCAAUUUCAAGGGUUAGAGUUCAGAUCUUUUUUGGGUAAAUUAAUAAAUUAACGGAGAUGGCUCAAGGUCAAGAGAUGGGGUUUGAGUAUACCAGUCUUUCAAGGUCAUGGUCAUUUGGUAGAAAGAGGGUUUUUGUGGCUAAUCACAUGGAGGUGGAUUCUUGUUUCACUACUCCCAAGAAGAAGCACUGUAGAGGAGAUUCAGUUCUGGAUUCUGAAAAAUCUGCACUUGAUUCCCUUCCUCAAGACAUUUUGAUAAGGAUAUUAUGUGGUGUGGAACAUGAUGAUUUGAAGACGCUGUUUAAUGUGUCGAAUUCGAUUAGGGCAGCGACUGUGAUUGCAAAGGAAUGGCAUUUUGCAUAUAGUACUCCCACGAAGAAAUUGGCAUUUAGAGAUCCUGUUGAGUUUGAGAAUUCGGGUGAUACUUAUGAGGUUGAAGCUCCUAAUGCCCCGAAGCAAUCAAGGGUUGCACAGUCUCGUUUGAAUGGGAAGAAUCAACUAUCACUGUCAAGGAGAUUGUUUAUGGAACUGGAAACAGAGGUAUAAGUUACACAGAUGUACAGUUUUGUAAGUAACACUGUUUUGUUAGGUAUUGUUAUAUCAUUAGAUAAGAAGACAACUCUUGGUUGAUUAGAGAUUAGUUAUGCGCCAUUUGGCUUGUACACCACAAGGAUCUUUGAGAGCCGGCUUUUGAUUCUUCAACCAUUUCAUUGAAGAGGAAGAGUGUGCUUGUCUGUAUUUGUUUGUACAUUUUUAGUGAAACAAUGCAAGAUUUUGAGGAUGAAAUGUACAUACCGGAAAGCAUAAUUCAGCCUAAUUUCUGUCUGUUCUUUCA
Molecule: messenger RNA, 1007 nt
Organism: Daucus carota subsp. sativus
Lineage: Eukaryota; Viridiplantae; Streptophyta; Magnoliopsida; Apiales; Apiaceae
Product: F-box protein At1g61340
Exons: 4
Coding region: 230-718 (162 amino acids)
Source: RefSeq, a predicted model, not a curated record